Messenger RNA from Erpetoichthys calabaricus (reedfish), 1061 nucleotides. RefSeq names its product calponin-2. The record is from RefSeq and is a predicted model, not a curated record. Lineage: Eukaryota; Metazoa; Chordata; Cladistia; Polypteriformes; Polypteridae. The coding region runs from base 103 to 1017 and encodes 304 amino acids. Gene Ontology annotation, biological process: actomyosin structure organization. The transcript is spliced from 7 exons. Gene Ontology annotation, molecular function: actin binding.
UUCAUUUGGGGCGGGGACACUAAGGGGGUGGAGCGCCAAGGAAGUGUGCGUGUAGACGCGGGUUAUAUCAGCGCAGUCGUGUAAGAGCACCAGCGAAAGAGAAUGGCCGGCUCCCAGUUCAACAAAGGGCCUGCGUACGGCCUGUCCGCCGAGGUCAAGAACAAAAUCGCGCAGAAGUACGACUACCAGAAGGAAGAGGAGCUGAGAAUCUGGAUUGAGGACAUCACGGAGAUGAAGAUUGGCAGCGACUUUCAGAAGGGCCUGAAGGAUGGCAUCAUCCUGUGCGAGCUAAUCAACAGACUGCAGCCAGGCUCUGUGCGGAAAGUGAACCGCUCGAAGCUGAACUGGCACCAGCUCGAGAAUCUCUCCAACUUCAUUAAAGCCAUCACGGAUUACGGAAUCAAGCCGCAUGACAUCUUUGAGGCCAACGACUUGUUUGAGAAUGGGAACAUGACUCAGGUUCAGACCACCCUCCUGGCCCUGGCAGGCAUGGCAAAAACCAAAGGGAUCCAAAGCCGAGUGGACAUCGGCGUGAAGUACGCGGACCGCCAAGAACGCAUGUUUGAUGAAGAGAAGCUGAAGGCGGGUCAGUGUGUCAUCGGGCUGCAGAUGGGCACUAAUAAGUGUGCCAGCCAGGCAGGUAUGAAUGCCUAUGGCACCAGAAGACACCUGUAUGACCCCAAGGCUCACAUCCAGCCACCCAUGGAUAACACCACGAUCAGCCUGCAGAUGGGCACCAACAAAGGAGCGAGUCAGACUGGCAUGACGGCUCCUGGCACCAGGCGUGCCAUCUACGACCACAAGCUGGGCACAGACAAGUGCGACAACACCACCAUGUCCCUGCAGAUGGGCUACAACCAGGGUGCCACCCAGAGUGGCCUGAACUUUGGGCUGGGCCGGCAGAUCUAUGACUCCAAGUACUGCCCCAAGGGAGAAGCCAUGGAGGGCGAGGAGGAUGACGACGGCAAGAUCGAAUACGAGGAGCGAGGCUACGUGGUGCACGAGACCGACUACUAAGGCCGACGGGGAGGCCUGUGGACAGAAACCAGGCGACCAAAGAA